AUGAUCCAUUCAAAAAAAUUCAUUCUGUAUAGCUUUUUAUGUUCUCUUCAUCUCCAAUUUGUGAUUUGUUCUUCAAAUACUCGUCAUGUCGACAGUUUCUUGAUUAGUUGUGGGGAAGCUAAACCAGUUGAACUGGAAGACGGUAGGGUUUUUGAAUCUGAUUUAGGGAAUAAUACCCAUGUCAAUAUUUCACCAAUUUCUCACACCAUUGUUUCUAAUUCCGAUAUGGGUGUCCCCAAAAUCCUGUCUUCUGCUAGGGUUUUCACUAGCAGUUCAAUCUAUACAUUUAAUACCCAGAAAAUUGGUAGGCAUUGGCUAAGAUUGCACUUCUACCCUGUCGAGAACACCGAGUUUGACCUAAAUUCCGCUGUUUUUUCUGUGGAAGCAAAUGGGAUCACAUUGAUUCAUGAAUUUUCAUUCUUUAGAGGAAAUCACAGUUUCCCUCUUUUUAAAGAAUAUCUUAUUCAAAUUACUAGCUCAAAUUCAGGAAAAUUGGUUCUGGGAUUGUUGCCUUGGGAUAACUCCAUUGCUUUCAUCAACGGAAUCGAGAUCCUUUCUGUUCCAAAUAAGCAAUUUAGCUCGAAAGUGAUUCCGAUUCCAUUAGCGUUUGCUCAGGAGCUCCCAACUCAUGUCGGUUUUGAGACAAUUUAUAGGCUUAACAUGGGUGGUCCCAAUUUGUCACCCAAGAACGAUUCUUUAUGGAGGAAAUGGGAAUCAGAUACACCUUUUCUCAUCAAUCCAGCCGCUGUUCGUAACGUUUCCAUAAACCCUAGUUUGAUUCAAUACCACAAUGGGGUUUCACACGAAAUCGCUCCAAAUUUUGUUUACGCCACUGCUCAAGAAAUGGCGGAUGCCAGAGUUAAUAACCAGAGGUUCAAUAUCUCAUGGCUAUUUCAAGUCGAAGAAGGGUUUGGUUACUUCAUAAGGUUUCAUUUCUGUGAUAUCGUCGGGUCAAAAUUACACGAUUUGGUGUUCAAUGUUUACAUAAACAAUCAAUCCGCCAUUGAAUCUUUUGAUGUUUCACGUCAAGCAAAAGGUCUAUCUUCUGCAUAUUUCAUUGAUUUUUUCACCAAUUUAUCAAUCGGAUCCGAUAAAAUCUUAGUUCAAAUUGGUCCUUCUCAUUUAGAAGGCUAUCUCCCAACCGCCCUUUUGAACGGAUUAGAGAUCAUGAAAAUGAGCAAUCCGAGUGAUAGUCUAGAUGGAAGACUCGCUGAUUAUCUUGAAUCAAACGACAUUGACAAAAGCAAGAAAACGCGGAUGAUGAUUGUGAUCUAUUCAUGCUUAGGUGGCGGUUUUCUUCUCCUUCUACUUCUAUUAACAUCAUUCGUGUUUCUCUUAUGUAUUCGCCACAAAAAGAAGCUGAAAAAGAAGGAUUCAGUAACAUGGUCGCCUCUACCAACAUACGUUGGCAAUUCAGGAACAAAAUUCUCAUCAAACACCUUCGGUUCCACCACAGCUUCACAUAGUUUAGGUCAAAUGAUAUCAUUCUCAGAAGUUUUAUGUGCAAGGCCAGCUAUAAACCCUACUUUACCAAGAGAACAAGUGAACAUAGCAGAAUGGGGUAUGAACUGGCAAAAGAGAGGUGAAUUGGAGAAGAUUAUGGAUGAAAAUUUAAUGGGUAGUGUCAAUCUUGAAUCUUUAAGGAAGUUUGGUGAAACUGCUCAGAAAUGUUUGAGUGAAAAUGGGAAUGAAAGGCCAUCAAUGGGGGAUGUGUUGUGGAAUUUGGAGUAUGCUCUUCAGUUGCAGGAGGUUUGUAAUGAAAGUGGUGGUGGUGAUGGAAUUUCCGACAUUCCGGAUCGGAUUCCCGAUGUUGAAAGAGUUGAGGAAAUCGAUGUCAGUGAUCUGGAAUCGAAUGGCACCAUGAGGGAUUAA
Lactuca virosa is the source of this 1872-nucleotide messenger RNA. Lineage: Eukaryota; Viridiplantae; Streptophyta; Magnoliopsida; Asterales; Asteraceae. The record is from the annotation of a GenBank genome assembly.